Brenthis ino (lesser marbled fritillary) is the source of this 387-nucleotide messenger RNA. NCBI's taxonomy places the organism in Eukaryota, Metazoa, Arthropoda, Insecta, Lepidoptera, Nymphalidae. The record is from the annotation of a GenBank genome assembly.
AUGUUUUCCCCAAAUCACGUUUCGCGAGUCCGAACGCUUUAUAAGCUUAUAUUUCGUGUACACCGAGCUCUACCGGAUGAAUUGCGUAUCUUGGGUGAUAACUAUGCUCGCGAAGAAUUCAAACGCCAUAAAAAUUGCAAUCCCGCAGAAGCGAAGAUUUUUCUUACUGAAUGGACUGAUUAUGCAAUUAAUAUAGCUAAACAAACAAAACCACUAUAUCAAGUGAAAAAGAAAACUGUGGGCAAAUAUUUAGACCCCAAGGUGUUGGACUAUAUGAGUGAUGAACAAUUAGUGCAAUUAUAUGAAUUACACAAAGCUGCCUCAUUAGAGCCUGAAGAAGGUUCAAAUAAAGUAAAGGAGAAGAGUAAUAAAGACAGUAAUGGCAGC